Molecule: messenger RNA, 3014 nt
Organism: Meriones unguiculatus (Mongolian gerbil)
Lineage: Eukaryota; Metazoa; Chordata; Mammalia; Rodentia; Muridae
Gene: Gldn
Product: gliomedin
Exons: 10
Coding region: 302-1951 (549 amino acids)
Biological process (GO): signal transduction
Cellular component (GO): cell surface
Source: RefSeq, a predicted model, not a curated record
CUGUCUGGGCCCUGGCAAUGCCCACGGCAGGACAGCGAGAAAAAGAGGGGAGGCCUGUUUGCUAUUUGCCCCUCCUCCGCACUCCUCUCUUCUGGCUUCUCACCCCCUUGCUGCCCGCCUGUCCCUCUGGGCUUCUGGGGCGCCACCACUACUGUCCCCAACCCGCUUCGCCAGACGGGUCUAAAGGCAGCUUUGACUCACGGCUCUGCCACCAGCCCACGGCUCGCGCAAGGCUGCAAAACCUGCCACCGCGGGAGAAGGCCCAGUGCCGCCCCGAGGUGUCCAGCCUGAGGACGCAGACAUGACCCGAGCCGCAGAGCCAGGCCAUGGGGCUGCAGGCUGGGGGCUGCGCGGCGCCUUGGUGGCCGUAGCGCUGCUGUCUGCGCUGAACGCCGCGGGCACCGUGUUCGUGCUGUGCCAGUGGCGAGGGCUGAGCGCGGCGCUGCGGGCGCUGGAGGCGCAACACGGCCGGGAGCAGCACGAGGACAGCGCCCUACGCGCCUUUCUGGCGGAACUGAGUCGUGCACCUGGCCGGGUCCCCGAACCACCCCAGGACCCCGCGAGCGCAGCGCGCAACAAGCGCAGCCAUAGCGGAGAGCCUGCGUCACACAUCCGCGCCGAGAGCCAGGACAUGAUGAUGAUGAUGACCUACUCCAUGGUGCCGAUCCGAGUGAUGGUGGACCUGUGCAACAGUACGAAGGGCAUCUGCCUUACAGGCCCACCUGGCCCACCCGGACCCCCAGGAGCUGGUGGGUUACCAGGCCACAACGGAUCAGAUGGACAGCCUGGUCUCCAGGGCCCAAAGGGCGAAAAAGGAGCAAAUGGGAAGAGAGGAAAAAUGGGGUUACCCGGAGCCACGGGAAGUCCAGGAGAAAAGGGAGAAAAGGGAGAUGCUGGAGAACUGGGCUUGCCUGGAAAUGAGGGCCCGCCAGGACAGAAGGGUGAAAAGGGAGACAAAGGAGAUGUGUCUAAUGACGUGCUGUUGACAGGUGCCAAAGGUGACCAAGGACCCCCUGGCCCACCUGGACCCCCAGGGCCUCCAGGUCCUCCUGGAAGCAGAAGAGCCAAAGGCCCUCGGCAGCAAAACAUGUUCAACAGCCAGUGUCCAGGUGAGACGUGUGUCAUCCCGAAUGAUGAUACGUUGGUGGGGAAAGCUGACGAGAAAGUAAAUGAACAUCAUUCUCCACAAACAGAAUCCAUGAUCACUUCCAUUGGAAACCCAACCCAAGUACUAAAAGUGAGAGAGACUUUUGGGGCUUGGAUAAGAGAGUCUGCUGACAAAAGCGAUGACCGUAUCUGGGUGACUGAACAUUUUUCAGGCAUCAUGGUGAAGGAGUUCAAAGACCUGCCGGCACUUCUGAAUAGCAGUUUUACCCUCAUCCACCUGCCGCACUAUUUCCACGGCUGUGGGCAUGCUGUUUACAACAACUCCCUCUACUACCACAAAGGGGGCUCCAACACCAUCGUGAGAUUUGAAUUUGGCAAAGAGACACCUCAAACUCUGAAGCUUGAAAAUGCUUUGUAUUUUGAUCGAAAAUACCUCUUUGCAAAUUCCAAGACGUACUUCAACAUAGCAGUGGACGAGAAGGGCCUCUGGAUUAUCUAUGCUUCAAGUGCGGAUGGCUCAAGCAUCCUUGUAGCACAGCUGGAUGAGAGGACAUUCUCUGUGUUGCAGCACAUCAAUACCACAUACCCUAAAUCCAAGGCUGGCAACGCCUUCAUAGCUCAAGGGAUCCUGUACGUCACGGACACCAAAGAUACGAGGGUCACGUUUGCCUUUGAUUUGUUGGGAGGGAAACAGAUCAAUGCAAACUUCGCUCUCAGAAUGUCACAGUCUGUUCUUGCCAUGUUGUCAUACAACCUGAGGGAUCAGCACCUGUAUUCGUGGGAAGAUGGCCAUCUGAUGCUCUAUCCUGUCCGGUUUUUGUCGGCAGCAUCAAGCAGCCGAUAGGCUGCUGUCUAUUCCUUUGUUAUACUCCAUGUGUUUUCUAGAGCUUGUUCGAGUCCAACAGAAAGCUCAUCCAUAAAGGAUACCCAGGUCCUUGGAGCAUAACCCCAUGCCCCAGGCACUUGUGCAAUCACAAGUCCCCUUUAAACCAGGUUGCUUAAAUAGCUACAGAUUGGAAGCAGAAAUGGAUGAGAUCUGGUGAUGCCUCCUCAAAUUCACCAAGGUAACUCUCCUCCUUGGCCCUAGUUUCCCCAUUGGUAAUAUAAGACAAUUGGUAAUAUAAGACAAGUAUGAUUGAUAACACUUCUGCUACCUGCAUGAAAUUAUGUGACUCUUGGCUGAUUAUAUAUUAGAUUGCUUUCUGUUGUUGUUGUUUUUUUUGGGGGGGGGUUUCUAUACACGUAAACAAGUUUAUCUGCAGCUUGAGGGGUGAAUUAUCAGUAAUGACUUAUGUUUAUUUGGUCCUGAGGGAAGGCACACUGGCUCUUAAGGCUUAUAAGGCAUCAUGUUUAUCAUGUUAUCCAUAAUUUGUUAUUUUUCUCUGAAUGUGCACCUGCUACCACAGAAUGGCGAUUAUUUUCAGCUCCUAAGCACAAAUCUAAGAUUAGUUAAGAAAAAAAAAAAAAAAAAAAAACAUGAAUAGCUGCAGGCUCAGGUCUCAAAAUGAAACUGCAUUGGGCCCUUCCAGAUGCCUGUCAGUUUCUGAUCCUGUCUGUUUGCUGCUGGGGGUCACAAAUCCUCAGCCGUGGCCACCUCUGCCAAGGCUAUGGGACUGUUACCAGAGUAUCACCAAGCGGGCGAUAAUCUGUCGAGAGCCAAGGAGACAUGAUGGCUUUUCAGAAGAGGGGCCCCAUUUGCAGUUCUUCUCUAGAACAAGGGAAGGCAAUGGUCUCAGAGGCCACUGCCAAUGUAUGUCCCACUCCUGCAUGUCACAUGGCAUUCCUGCACCUAAGAGUCAUACUUCUGACCAUGACAGCAGGGAGGCAGAGCAGCUCUGCAAACCCCUCAGCAUCACUACCUAGUCCUUUACAGAAAGAAAGAAAGAAAGAGAGAGAGAGAGAGAGAG